AUGAUAUUGCAGCAGAUAGAAAAGGAGAAACACCAAAAACUAAGGCAAUCGUCCUACUUAGCAGAGGUGUUCUUGCAGCAAAGAAGCAAGGCUAGUUGGAUUAAUCUAGGGGAUGAUAAUACCAGUUAUUUUUACUCAGUGAUAAAGCACAGGAUACUUAAGCAAGCCAUAGUUCAACUCAAAGAUAAUCAAGGCAACUGGCAAACAGAACAAGUUAUAGCUAGACUGUUUGUUCAUUAUUAUCAGGAUCUUCUGGGGAAACAACAUGAGGAAAGAAUCAGAGCCUUCAGAGGUUUUCUAAGGAAUGGUCCAAUACUAACAGAGGAGCAUCAUUUGAACAUACUCAAGCCUUUCACUGAAGAGGAUGUUAAGAAGGUUGUCUAUAGUAUUGACAUCAAUAAGAGUUCUCGGUCGGAUGGUUAUGGAAGUGAUUUUUUCAGAGCAGCAUGGAGUAUAAUAGGAAAGGAUGUAGCAGAGGCAGUGCUGGAGUUUUUCCAAAAUGGCCAAUUUCUGAAACAGAUAAAUGCCACCAAUAUUGCACUCAUUCCAAAGGUAUCAACUCCUGAAAAUGCUAGUCAAUAUAGACCAAUUGCAUGUUGUAAUGUGAUCUAUAAGGUGAUAUCAAAACUUAUAUGCUUGAAGCUUAAAGAAAGGGUUAGCCAUCUGGUGUCUGAAAGUCAGACAACCUUUGUAUAG
Molecule: messenger RNA, 696 nt
Organism: Nicotiana tabacum (common tobacco)
Lineage: Eukaryota; Viridiplantae; Streptophyta; Magnoliopsida; Solanales; Solanaceae
Source: RefSeq, a predicted model, not a curated record